Chrysemys picta bellii (western painted turtle) is the source of this 2016-nucleotide messenger RNA. The record is from RefSeq and is a predicted model, not a curated record. Lineage: Eukaryota; Metazoa; Chordata; Testudines; Emydidae.
GCAUAAUCGGGAUCUCACUGUGCUACUGGCAGUUGUCUUCAUCCUCAGACCUCAUUUUACAAUCAAGCCCUUUCUUUCUCGCUAGUGACAUUUGGCAUGGUGAACACAGACAUGUAUUACUUGAACAAAGUUAUGUCAAAUCUCUUUCUGGAAACUUCUGUGUCUGAGACAGAUAGAACUUCCUUCAAGAACAUAGGCAGCAUGGUUGAUUUCUGGAAGUUUGCAGAAGGACCCCUGCUUGAUGGUCUGUACUGGGACACAUGGUACAACAACAAGACAUUGACCAGCCACAAAAACAGCAGUCAUGUUUACUAUGAGAACUUACUUUUAGGAGUGGCCCAGAUUCGUCAGCUAAAAGUCCGCAACAACACGUGCGCCAUCUAUCCCUAUUUCCGAACAUUUCUGAAAGAGUGUUAUCGCGAAUACCGCUAUGUAGCUGAAGAUAAAGCUGAUUUUGGUCUAAAGAAUGGGUCUGUAUGGACGUAUUCCUCUGCCUCCUCAUUAGCCCCCUGGCACUGGGGAGCCAUUGGCCUUUACAGCGGUGGAGGAUUUAUGUUCACCUUACCUAAAUCAAGGAGUGAGAGCAUAAGGAAGCUUGCGUUUCUCAGACGUAACGGCUGGCUCACUAGAGGGACAAGAGUCGUAUUUAUUGACUUCUCAGUGUAUAAUGCCAACAUAAACCUCUUCUGUGUAGUCAGGUUGGUAGUGGAAUUCCCAGCCACUGGUGGUGCUCUUCCUUCUUCGCAGUUUUACUCAGUAAAGCUUCUCAGAUACGUCACUUAUUACGAUUAUUUCCUUGCCUCUUGUGAAGUCAUCUUUUGCCUCUUCAUCUUUGCUUUCAUCAUCCAAGAAAUUUUAAAAGUUAAAAAACUGAAAACGGAAUAUUUUAAAAGUGCCUGGAACUGGCUGGACAUGCUGUUGGUGUCGCUGUCUCUCUUUGCCAUUGCCUUCAAUAUGUACCGUACUAUAGAGGUGUCCUUGCUGAUGGAAAGCCUGCUCUCUAAUGCCUAUGUGUAUCCGGACUUUUAUUUCCUUGCAUACUGGCAAACCCGUUACAACAACAUGAUUGCGAUCAAUGUCUUCUUUGCAUGGAUAAAGAUAUUUAAGUUCAUAAGCUUUAACAAGACGAUGACUCAGCUGUCUUCCACUUUAUCCCGCUGUGCCAAAGACAUCAUCGGAUUUGCCAUCAUGUUUUUCAUCAUAUUCUUUGCAUAUGCACAGUUAGGCUACCUGGUCUUCGGGUCACAAGUUGAAGAGUUUUCCACUUUUCAGAACUGCAUUUUUACACAGUUUCGCAUAGUGCUGGGUGAUUUUAACUUUGCGAGCAUAGAGCAAGCCAACCGAAUUCUCGGCCCCAUUUACUUCAUUACCUUCGUGUUCUUUGUGUUCUUUGUAUUGCUGGUAAGUGGUGUUUUAAUUAUGAAUAAUAAUAAUACAUUUACACUAAACACAAUGAAAGCUGACUUUGCAGUGGCACCGAGUAAAGAAUUUGAGAUCAGUGACCUCAUUAGACAGAUUAAAUCAAACAUAGCAGAAGAGUCCAACUGGAUUCACUUGCAUAUUGUCUUAGUGGAUCCCAUGAGGCUUUUGAAUAUAAAAGGCAAGGGGCAUUCUGCCUCCAAAUCAGACGAUGCUUUGAAGCUUUCCAGAAGAUCUAGUGUGGACGAGAAGGUAGACUUUGUUUCUCUUUUUUUCUUACCAAAAGGCAUUGACGUUAUUUUAGAUUUUACUCGUGAUGGUCACACAGUGGAGAACACCAGGAGGGUUUCCGUUGGUUAUCUAAAGUCACCACAGCUACAGAAAUGGAAGGAGAAGCUUGACCAGAAGUAUCACUCUGCUGAGAAUAAGGAAUUGGCCGGGUCUCCUCAGGACCAAGUCUCUCCUCAGGAAUUUCAGCAACUUUUCAAAUACGCGACGGAACUGGAGAAACGACUAAACGAGGUUAACGCGAAGCUGAGCAGAGUUCUGAAAGGCAUGCCUGAUCCGAAAGGCUCUCCAGACAAGAAACAGAGAUAG